Messenger RNA from Dicentrarchus labrax (European seabass), 2869 nucleotides. Its product is annotated as interactor protein for cytohesin exchange factors 1. The transcript has 11 exons. The coding region runs from base 327 to 1640 and encodes 437 amino acids. The record is from RefSeq and is a predicted model, not a curated record. Lineage: Eukaryota; Metazoa; Chordata; Actinopteri; Moronidae.
CUGUUUUUGUAUUUUUUUGUAUUGUCUCUUAGAGAGGAAAGUUGUUCAUGUGUGGUAUUGUGCGUGUCUCUCUCGGGCAGCUUUGUCACAAAAAAGGAACUUAAGCACGCAGAGGAAGUUAGUCAAUAAUGGCAACAUAGAUUUCUCAACACCUUUCAUGUUUCUGUUCAUUUAGGUUGAUACAUUUCCAAAUGUACUUUUUUCAUGUCUGUGCUUGACACUGCUGGAAAGCCCUUUUUUGAUGUUUGACACUGUAAAGGGGCCUUUACAAUCUGCGAUACGUUAAUGUAGUUAGUGCUGCCUUCCCCAUAUCUGUAUCCCCUUCUAUGGCUGCCGAUGACUAUAACCCCGUCUCCCUCCGACACAAAUCCAAGAAGAAGACCCGAGGAGGCAAUGGUACAAUGAGCAGGAGACGCAUCUCGGUCAAAGAGCUGGGGCAGCCAGACCACCAGGGCUGGCUGUACAGGAAAAAAGAGAGCAAAGGCUUCCUGGGUAUCAAAUGGAAGAAGUACUGGUUUGCUCUGAAGAAGACGUCUCUCUACUGGUACACCAAUCAACUGGCAGAGAAGGCUGAAGGCUACAUUGACCUCACCAACUUCAUGAUUGACAGAGCCAUAGAGUGCAAGAAGAAGCAUGCGUUCAAGGCUUGCCACCCACAAGUCAUGAUGUUUUAUUUUGCUGCGGAGAGCCACGAGGAGAUGAACUUAUGGUUGAAUAAGCUUGGGCUAGCCUCCAUUCAGUAUGAGCCAGCAGAACGAAACCCUACAGCCGAGUGUUACAGUGAAGCCAGUGACCAUGAAGAAGCUGAAAGCACAGAGAUUCCCCCUCCACCAUACUCUGAACAAACCCUGCGAGACUCCGUGGAUGCAUCCGGUCCACCUGGUAGCACACAUCAGGGUACCCUGCCUCCCCCUUACUCCUCCGCAGUCCCCAGCGAAGCCAACGGUUCACUCUCGUCCCCCGUCAGUACAAUGACAUCACAGAGCUCCACCUCCUCGCUCGCCAAGCACCGGCAGUCCUGGUUGGACCUCGUCUCGCAGGCGUCUCCUCCCACCGGGGAAACGGCUGUGGUGUGCUCGGUUCAGGUACACUCGUAUCAACCUCCGGAAGAGGAGACGGAAGAGGAGGAUGACUCCCAGGUGUUGGAGGGCUCGUCUCAGCAGGACUCUCUGGAAACGGGGUCUAAUAAGGAAAGCCCUGCUGCGGAGGGGGAGGCACAGAGAGUCGCAUGUGGUGCUAAAGAAGAAGGGGUUCAUGGGAAUAGCUCAGAUGAGAUGGAGAAGCUGUAUAUUCAUCUGAAAGAGGCCAGCCUCUCGCCAAUAGGAGAUCGCAAACCAUCCACAAAAAGGGAAUUCAGGGCCUCCUUCAUAAAACGCUGUAAAAACCAGACUGUCAAUGACAGACUUCAUCUUAUCCGGACUCUCAACAGCACAUUAAAGUCGAAAGAGACAGACCUACAGGCAAUAGAGCAGGUGCUGUCGGACCCGAAGCUCACCUCAAACAAGUUCAGAGAGUGGAAGGAGGCCCAUGCACCCUUGGUGCAGGAGAUUUGUGUGAAACCGGUCCAGCAGGUGGCAUCAGAGGCCACAAAAGCUGCAGCAUCAGUCAUUGCUGCUCCAGUGGUCGAGACCAGUUUAUAAAGACUCCUCAUGACUGGUUUUACUGUGUCUGGACUUAACACUCACAUACUUAAGACACACAAACACACACACACACUGCUGUUCGGUUAAGACUACUGUUCCAUAUAAGUUGACUUUAUGUACUGUUCAACAAGUAACUGGAUCAAUGAAGAAGAGUGUUUUUAGCUCCUAAAUAGAGAUGGAGCAGGCAUUAUAUGAUUAGCAGGUCACAUUAAAAUGUGAAAUGUGUUGUAGUAUUACUUUUACUGUUAGAUUUGUAAGAUUAGUUCAGCUAAUUUUGCAGAGGAUUGUUUUUAUGUUGUAAUUCUGUGAACGUAUGCAUUGUUUUUAAUAUUUGGAAUGAUGGAGUACAUUGAAAUGAUGAUGAUCCAUUAUUCUUUGCAUGGAAACACUUGUUUUUACAGUAUGUUUGAUCUACUUUGGAUUCAUCAGUAGUGAACAAAUUUUGAACUGUUGGUCAGUCAAUUAUUGGUGCCAUGCACCAGCGCUGCCUGUUACACAUGUGUUUUACAGCAACUAUUUUGAAUGAUUGGUGUUUUGUUCUCCCUAAAAAUGAUAUUGUCAUACUUAUCAUGAAAACUGAACACCGGGGCCAGCACUAACAGAAUAAAAUGUUGGUCACAAAUCAUGAUAAUUUCAGAUUAAUUUUUUUAGAUUCAGUGUCAAAUCAUUGUUAUAACGAUGUAAUUUAGAGCCAAGAUAUAAGAAAUCACCUUGUUUUUUUGUAGAAAAUGAUAUGUAUGUUUAUUCUACUAAACAAAAACAAGCUAUUUUUAAAUGAAGAAUUCCAGCUUAAAUGUGAUAAAGACUUUAUUACUAGCCAGUAUCAAUGAUACAGUCUGUUGGGCUUAAAGACAGGAUGUACCAGUUUGCAUUGGCAUUCAAACGCAGGAUGCUUGGUGGAUAAUUCUCAGGAAAAAAGACAGACCUCCACCUUGGCCCUUACAAACAAGUCCAGCAGACCCUAAUCCUGUACACAGACCCAGAGAGACCCAGAUUUAGUCAACUCAGGCCAAGCAAGGGCCUCUGACUUGGUGACAACACCUACUGGUAACCAACCAAGCCCCAGUCACAAAGAGGCAUUUUUUCUGACUUACAUUUCAUCUGUUGUGUAUGUGUUAAAUAUUAACUCAGUGUAAAUAUUGUACAUGGAUGUGUGAUGUUAAUUAUAUUUGAUCUGGAGUCAGAGCGCUUGUUUGUAUACAGGGAAAUAAAGUAUUAUCACAGUA